AUGGCUGGCCUGAAACUCUCACUGUAGACUAUGCAGGUCUCAAACUCAGAGCUUCUCCUGCCUUUACCUUCCAAGUACUGGGAUUAAAGGUAUGCGCCCCACACCUGACUACUGGGAUGUUUUUAGUAGAUUCAUAGAUUCCCCCCCCCCCCCCCCCAGCCUUCACCUAGUGAGACAGGUUCUGUUACCCCAUUGUAGAGAAGAAAAUGAGAAAGCAGGUGUGAGGACGGAUACUCUGACCAUCCACAUCAAGUUCUUUUUAGGCCUGUGGGUCUGGAGUUGGCUAUGGGGCACACCAGCCUUCAAAGAGGCCCCACCUAGAAUUCUGCACCCCUACACCCACCACUUCCUCCUGCCCUGGACUUCCUGGAAAGUGCUGCAGAAGCGGUGUGGAUGGAAGAAAGUCCUGUGGUCACAACCCACAGGUUACAGGCUCUGCUGAGAUGGGGUCCAGAUGUCCUUUCUGGACAGCCGCAGUGGCCUUGCUGCUGCUGAUUCGAGCUGCCUCGCGGGAAGUCUCUUGGUUCUGCGGCCGCCUUGAGUACUGGAACCCUGACAACAGGUGCUGCCGGAGCUGCCUGCAGCGCUUUGGGCCUCCAGCCUGUCCUGACUACGAGUUUACAGAAAACUGCGGACUCAAUGACUUCGGCGACACCGUAGCACAUCCUUUCAGGAAGUGUUCUCCUGGGUAUUGCAACCCCAAUGGCACAGAGCUGUGUAGCCCCUGUAGCAGCGGAGCCACAACCCCCGCACGUAUGGAGAGCCACAGUAGAACCCAGCAGCAGUGUAGAAAGAAGCCCAUCCCUCCCAAGGAAGUCUGUCCUCUGACAGCUGGAGAAGCAGGGCUCUAUGGCUCCCUGGAUCAGGGACAGACAACCAAGAACAAAGUCUCCAAGCCGGGCUUUGCUCCACCCUCAGUGCUGACCCUUUUCCUGGUGCUCCUCUUCUUGGUAGUGGUCUUGCUCUCUUUGUUCAAGAGAAAAGCCUGCUCCCAUUCCUGUCUCAGCUUGGCUUCUGGAGGCCCCAGCACCUCGGCACACUGGUGCUCUCCAGGCACCCUGGAGGUGUUGGGAAGUAGGAACACCGGCAAGACACCACCGCUGCAGCUCUCAAGCUGGGAGCUUCAGGGCCUGACCUCACAGCCCCUGUCUCGCCUCCUGGACGAGCUGGAAGUUCUGGAGGAACUGAUUAUGCUGCUGGACCCUGAGCCUGGGCCUAGCGGGAGCAUGGCUUAUGGUACCACACGACACCUGGCUGCAAAAUAUGGGCUGCCUGCCACCUGGUCUACCUUUGCCUACUCACUGCGGCCCAAUCGCUCACCACUGAGAGCCCUGAUUGAGAUGGUGGUGGCAAGAGAGCCAUCUGCUACUCUGGGACAGUUUGGCAUACACCUGGCCCAGCUAGGGCGGGCAGACGCACUGCAGGUGCUAUCCAAGCUUGGCUGA
Arvicola amphibius (Eurasian water vole) is the source of this 1445-nucleotide messenger RNA. It is a transcript of the gene Igflr1, whose product is annotated as IGF like family receptor 1. Bases 444 to 1445 code for a protein of 333 amino acids. Lineage: Eukaryota; Metazoa; Chordata; Mammalia; Rodentia; Cricetidae. The transcript has 4 exons. The record is from RefSeq and is a predicted model, not a curated record.